Molecule: messenger RNA, 1084 nt
Organism: Colletotrichum scovillei
Lineage: Eukaryota; Fungi; Ascomycota; Sordariomycetes; Glomerellales; Glomerellaceae
Exons: 3
Coding region: 245-805 (186 amino acids)
Source: RefSeq, a predicted model, not a curated record
CUUCGCGGUUGGUUUCUCGUGUCCUUUGGAGGCCGUCCAGAACAUACAAAAGGAAAACAGCGUGGCGUUCAAGUUUGAUGUCGAUCAUCAUGCUCCAUCCAGUGUUUCAUGGUCUUCGGAAGUAACAGCCUCUCGUUCGCUAAUCUGGCACUUUCUAUCUAUUUUCUAUUCACUCGACUUGUUUCCUUCGUAUCAGAUUUCCUUUAAUUACUAAGAGUACUAAUCUACCCUACGUACUACCAUAAUGGACGGAUUGAAUGACUAUCGAACAACGAGAGUUGCCGAAGUGCUCUCCGAUUUCCGUACAUUACAAUACUACAUCGCAGCAGCACCCACAGAUCCCAGCAACAUGGAAGACUACUACACGGAAGGCUGGGCGGCUUUGCGCCAAUGCUCCCUUGACGGACAGCACAUUCUCAACUGCGCCGCCGACACCAGCGUUCCACAAGCAAGUGGCGGGACCCUUGAGCAGGAGAAGGCGGAGCUGAGGCAAUGCUUGCUUGACGCGUUCUCCAGAAGACACGAGUGCCAAAAGAUCUACCUACGACAAGCUGCUGCGCAGCGAUGGGUUACCAACAGGGAUGGCAUUCUGCAGGGCGCUCGACCGAACUCGAGAAACCAAUCGCAUCUGAGAGCGUGUGAUCAACAGCUUAGAGCUGUAAGUUCGGGAUAUAUCGAGAGUUCUGAAACUGGGCGGGCGGCUUGGACUAACACGAUGACCCUAGGAGCUCGCUACCGUGACCGACGAGGCGAUCUACAACGAACUGCAGGCAUCAGAUGCCGCAAUGGGCCGCUGGACGGCUGAGGACCCAAGUCAACGAGCUGUGCAGCGCUGGCUCCGCGCACGUCGACCGUGAAGGCUCUCCGUCAUGAUAUCCAUGAGACGAAGACUCACGAAGUUGAGAUGACUGGGCAUGUUCGAUGAUUCAAGACCAAAAAAAGUAAUGUUUCUUCUGACGGCAUCGGGGACGACGGAUCUUUGACAUAAACGGCGCAUGGAGGAUACCAUUCACGAAGCGGGCAUUUCGAUCAUGUUUCCCCUCUCCUUUCUUUCUCUUCUUUUUUCGGCGGAAUGCAUUAUCAC